Messenger RNA from Larimichthys crocea (large yellow croaker), 4134 nucleotides. It is a transcript of the gene bcam, whose product is annotated as basal cell adhesion molecule (Lutheran blood group). Bases 219 to 2072 code for a protein of 617 amino acids. The transcript is spliced from 17 exons. Gene Ontology annotation, cellular component: cell-cell junction; plasma membrane. The record is from RefSeq and is a predicted model, not a curated record. Gene Ontology annotation, molecular function: cell adhesion molecule binding. Gene Ontology annotation, biological process: cell-cell adhesion. NCBI's taxonomy places the organism in Eukaryota, Metazoa, Chordata, Actinopteri, Sciaenidae.
CAGCAUCAGAUUUCUCUGUGUGUGUGUGUGCGUAAGGCAGAGAGAGAGAGGCACUCCUUUUGCAGGGGAGAGAGAGAGAAGUCCAGAGAGCUUUGGAGCAUUGAAAGAAGAUAGAAGACUUUGCUGCUGCUCCUGCCAGAUUUCCACAACCUCAAACACAAAGUGAAUCCUACUUUUCACACACAAAAAAUAAAUAAAGAAAAGUUAGAAAAGCAGCCAUGGACGGGAUAACAUUUGGACGCGCGUCGCUCUGGUGCACCUUGCUGCUCUGGGUAAUUCAAGUUUGUAGUGGACUUGUGAGUGUGCAGGUAACCCCUAAAGUGGAGGUGCUAAAAGGAGAGACUGCCAAACUUCCCUGCACAUACACUGUUACACCAUCUUCCAGCAACACUGUUGUUGAAUGGUUCAUUGAGGAGCAGGGAACCAGGAGGCGCGUGGCUUUCCGCUCUCAGAGUGGCGAGGGAAAAAGCGAUGACGGCACCCCUCUGACUGGACGGGUCAAAAUUGGAGAGGACUUCACCUUGACCAUCUCCUCGGUUGAACCCUCAGAUGAGCUUAACUUCUACUGCCAGGUCACUGCUGGCUCUGCCGGGGCUGGAGAUGACACCACUAUGCUCAAAGUCUUCUUUGCUCCUGAGAAGCCAGAACUCACAAAGCCGUCAAGUCAGGCCAUUACUGCAGGGCAGUUUACCAGCUCAGAGAUUGGUACCUGUGUGACAAAGAACGGACACCCCCAGCCAAGAAUUAUCUGGUUCAAAGAUGACCAGCCCCUACCUGAGGUCAAGGACAGGAAAGAGAGGACCUACAUGAUUCCCUCGGUUGUGAAGGAGGCCUCCGGUCUCUACACUAUCAAGAGCACCCUGUACAUGCAGCCCACCAAGGCCGACAAGGACGCUGUUUUCAAGUGCACAGUGGAGUACAGCAUGCCAGGAGACCAAAUCAAACAGAAUAAGUCAAACACCAUCACCAUUAACCUCAACUAUCCCUCUGAGAAAGCGACCUUUUCCCUUCUCAACAAGGAUCCAGUGAAAGAGGGCGACACUGUAAACAUGAAGUGCGAGACUGAUGGAAACCCACAGCCUGAGUUUGACUUCAUUAAAGAUGGAGAAACCGUCGUUGGUCAGGGUGGUCUUCUGAUGCUGAAAUCUGUCAAGCGCACAGCCAGUGGUGUGUACACGUGCACGGCCACAGAUUUCGAUAACCUGGAUGCUGACCUGACAGGAAGUAUCACCCUCAAUGUCAACUACAUUGACCCAGUGAGUGUGACCCCUGCCCAACCUCAAGUUGUCAUGCUUGGAGACAAAGUGAAUUGGCAAUGUAAGACCAAGGCCUCUGCCGCGCAUACUCUUCAAUGGAAAAAGGGCUCUAAGGUGCACUCUCAGGAUGGCAUGCUGACACUCAACAACGUUUCCUAUGCUGAAGCUGGAGAGUAUAUGUGUGUUGGAGCUGUGCCAUCUGUGCCAGGACUGACAGCCGAGGCCAGUGUCAACCUCACCGUCAAAGGAAAACCAAUGAUCGAGCCACCCACUCUUGGAGAGGUGGGGAAGGAAGGAGACAUGGUGUCUCUGAAAUGCUCGGCCUAUGGCUUUCCUGCCCCUCAGUUCACCUGGAAGCCCUCUGGAAAAGAGUCGGUGUCAGUGGAAGAUAACAAGGUGGUGAGCACCGUGACCCUAGCAGCCACAGCUGAGGUCAUGAAGGACGGUGUGACCUGCAUGGUGUCCAACGAGCACGGAAAAGAUAACAAGACCAUCCUGGUAUCUCUCAAAAGAGCAAUUGACAACUCAGCCAACAGAGUGCUGCUUUCUGGAAACCCUGUGCUUAAGUCAGCCGACCAGCAGCAGGGAGGCUCCAGCGGGGUGGUGAUAGCCGUGGUGGUGUGUGUUCUGCUGCUCUUGCUGAUGGUGGCCCUCAUCUAUUUCCUGAACAAGAAGAACAAACUGCCCUGCAGCAAGAAGGACAAGAAGGAAAUGGCCAAUAAAGAGAUGAACAGCGACAUAGUGGUGGAGAUGAAGACAGACAAAGCAAAUGAAGAAGCCGGUCUCCUCAACAAAAGACCGUCCACAGAACAGUGAUGAAACAAGACGAUGAAAGUAACCGACAGAGGGAUGAAGGGACGGAGGAAUACAGUUAUGAAGACAACAGGGCUAAUUUUGUAUUUACUACACUAGACUGUGGGGGACAACAAGAGGUGGAGCAUGGAAAUUGGUUUGUUUUGGGGACCUCGGGAGGCUCACCAUGUUUGGCAUUGCUUGUUUUAUAACCCGGAGUAGACCGUUUGGAUGGAGUUUCACCUUUUUUCUUUUCUUUUUUAAAUUAAAGAUAGAGUCGCCGUCAAAGUUAACUCCAUCCAUCUGUGCUACUACAGGUUUAAAACCAUACACGUUCAAAACCACAAUGUGACAUCACUGGAUGACAAUAUUAUCAUGGCUUCUUUUGAUUUCGAACUCCUCUGCAGAAUAGAGCUGUACAGUGAGGCAUGGCUGACACAACCCAGACACAGUGGCAGAAAUCUUUCUUGUCUACCCCAAAUGAAACACAAAAUGCCAUUAUGAAGCCACUGUGUGUUACUGGGGUGUGUGUCUGUCAUGCACAUCUAUUCUGUUUUGGAGUUUUGCACUUAAAUUCUGUGCUCACCGCUGGGUAUAUUGGGAAAAAAAUAAUCACAGGCUGCCAUUCUGUUUCAUUCACCUCAAUAACAAGUGAUGAUUUAUGCUCACAUUUAAAACCUAAGCACACUGUUUGGCACACAUUGCUGUAACAUUUCUGCUUGUUUUUUUUUUGUUUGUUUUUUAGUGCUGUUUGUUUAAAUGCAUUUUUGCCACCUGUGAAUGUUUAUCCCCAUCCUCCCACCCAUCCACCACCAUAUCUGUAAUUAGCUUUCCAUAGAAAAAGCCCGGGCAUUUAAUAACGCCAGUCCUUUUCUCUGAAAUUGUUUUGCUUUUUUUAGAUCCAGCUAAAGAGGCAACAAGCGAGCUAUUAGGUUGUACAAAUUUGUUCUUUCCGUUUUCACCAUACUUGUAUAUUAUGUUAGUACACAAAUUGUUCACUUGUUUUUCCUUUGUUCUCCAGUUUUCUCUGUAAAUUCGCAAACUGAUUACCCUGUCUAUCAAGCAGGAUGUGUACUGUGCACGGCAUGGAGCUCAAACAGUCAUUACAAAGCUUUCACAGCCUUCCAGUCCUCUACUCCUGGAUGAAACCGGUCUCACAAGAAUAGCACACAGUGGUUUCACUCAGGAAGCCCAAUUAUCAUCAGCUUUCACUGAAAAAAAAAAAAAAUUGGUCGAAAUUUGGUGAAAUAGUCGACAAGCCAAAACCGCAUCUUGCUACGUUGUCGUUUACACAUGACAACAAAAUGCGGCUGCACCUUUUCACCUCUUAGUAGAAAUCACUAGCACAGGUUCACUCUAGUUUGAUACGAGCAGGGAAGGGAAGGGGAGGUGUGAGAGGGAUCAGGGGUUGUUACUGAUGUAUGCGAUGUACAUUUUUUUUUUUUACCAAAUCAAAGAGUUUUGGGUGUCACAGCAAGAUUGUUUAUGUGUUGAGGUACGCAGUACUGCCAUUUUAUUCCCUACACUGUUGGCAGAAAAGGUGUGAUUGGGUUGACGUGCCCUUUUACUUUGUUGUACACUGGAACUAUUGGCCUUGACUUUUUUUUUAUGUUUAAAAAGGUCGCCUCAAACCACUAUCUCUACCCACAAGGCAUAUUUUAUUUUUUAAUGUCUGUCUACUGAUCUUGCCAUAUUGACUGUUAGCGAACCUGUGAUGGCAGGGGAAGAUAGAUGAGUGAACUCAGAGCAUUGUUUUUUUGAUUUUCAUGUUUUAUAUAAAAAAAAAAAAUUGUGGUAUAAAAGUUUGUUUUUUUAGAAAGGGGAUUCUUUUUGGAACUACUGAGUUUUCAUUUUUCCCAUGCUUUUCCACUUGCUCUGAGAGACAAGAGAAAAAUGUGUUUUGUUUUGUUGUUUUGUUUUUUUUAUAAGAUAUUCUCAGUGCUUUACUUCUCUCUCUCUGUACUGUGUACUGUAUAUUUUGUGGUACUGUUCUGUUGUGACCUCUGUGGUGUGUUGAUGUAUCUUUUUUUUUGUUCCGACUGUGUAGAAUUUAUAAUGAAAAAACUCAAGAAAACCAAUCACAACA